Messenger RNA from Anthonomus grandis grandis, 883 nucleotides. RefSeq lists its product as uncharacterized. The transcript is spliced from 3 exons. Lineage: Eukaryota; Metazoa; Arthropoda; Insecta; Coleoptera; Curculionidae. The record is from RefSeq and is a predicted model, not a curated record. The coding region runs from base 3 to 737 and encodes 244 amino acids.
ACAUGGCAAAACUGGACGAUUUCUUACAAAAAAAGAAAGAAACCGCGCCAAUUUUGGACCUGUCCAAGGCAACGUGUAGUUCCAACGAGGAGUUUCGUCGCUUACUGGAAAAAGUGCCAGACUUCAAAAUUAAGCCAGAAAAAGUAUCAACGGAAAACAUUAAAAUAAGAGAUAAAGCUUUUACGUUUAAAUCCGGCAAAAAGGAUCUGAAAAAUAUGAGAGAGCCGUAUUUAUUUAUGAACCCUUUGCCUGUCGAAAUGCAAGAGUUAAAAAUUGAUGACUUGGCGGGGGUUUCUAUUGAUUGGAGGAUGUUGACUACUAAGAGACCGAAAAGUAGAGUCGAGGAGAAUUAUUUCUCUAGAUUGGUAGAAUUGGGAAAACUCCAAAAUAAGAGCAGGGCGGCUGAGAAGAGGCAACUUCAAUUAGAUCCGCAGACCCGUAAAAGUAAAAAUAAAGCGGGAGUUGUCGAAAUGAGAGUGGUGUCCUGUAUUGAAUGCGGAGAAGACUUUUGUAACGGAAAAGUUUGCGGUAAAUUUGGAUACGAUUCUUUUGCCAGGCAAACCGAAGCACCAAAGACAUCUCAAAAAAUAUUAUCACCCGAAUCAGGCGAGAAAACUAAGAAAAAAAUUAAAAGAAAAUCCCGAUCUAAAAGUAAAACUAAGAGAACUGGGAGAGGAAAAUCUAAAUCCAAGAGUCCCAAGAAGAAAAGUCCAUCAAAACCCCCAAAGGGAAAAUAAAACGCCCAUAUUAUUAAUAUUUUAAUUAGUUUCUUGUGCUAAGAAGCAAUAAAAAUAGUAACAAAAUUUAAAAUAAGCGUUUUAAUAUUCAUUACUUUUGAUUUACAAUAAAAUAAAUUAAAUAAUAACCUAAAUACUUACACAAC